GCGCGUGCGGUGCCGGGAGCAGUGAAUUUCAGUUCUUUUAGUGAGAAGCAAGAAUAUCUCACAGAUCUUCAAAGCAAACACUCUGAUGUCAGGGUGUGCUGGUUGGGCUGUGAAUGUGUGAUUCAGAUUUCAGUGACUGUGUCCAAAUCACGUGGCUUCUUCAGCUUCCUCUCCUAUUUCCUGAGACACAGGAACUUGGGCUCGGGCAGUGCUGGCUGUGCCCUCCUGAGCGCCCCCAGGGCAGCGGCCAUGAUCGCCUUCAUGAACAACUCGGACAGCGAGGAGGAGCCCUGCAAUGAGCGAACGUCCCUCAUGUCUGCCGAGAGCCCUCCGGUCCCCUCCUACCAGGACGGCCUGCCGGCCUCAGGGGCAGGGGAAGCACAGGCACACAGGAAGAGGCGAGCAGGCAGCAGCCGUGGCCCAAACAACAUCGCCGGUGGAGAAGUGUCUGGCUCGGAUGUUCCAGUGAGAGAAAGCAUCCUGGAAAAUGAAGAAGAGGAACUGACUCUGAAAUAUGGAGCAAAGCAUGUAAUCAUGCUCUUUGUGCCUGUCACCCUGUGCAUGAUUGUUGUCGUCGCCACCAUCAAGUCAGUGCGCUUCUAUACGGAGAAAAACGGGCAGCUGAUCUACACCCCUUUCAGUGAGGACACCCCAUCUGUGGGGCAGCGUCUCUUGAACUCGGUGUUGAACACCCUUGUAAUGAUCAGUGUCAUCAUUGUCAUGACUGUGUUCCUGGUGCUGCUCUAUAAAUAUCGCUGCUACAAGUUCAUCCAUGGCUGGCUGAUCCUGUCCUCCCUGAUGCUGCUCUUCCUCUUUACCUACAUUUACCUGGGGGAAGUAUUGAAGACUUACAACGUGGCCAUGGAUUACCCCACUUUGUUCAUAGUCAUCUGGAAUUUUGGAGCUGUUGGAAUGAUUUGCAUCCACUGGAAAGGUCCCUUGCAGCUCCAGCAAGCUUAUCUCAUUAUGAUCAGUGCUCUGAUGGCAUUGGUGUUCAUUAAAUAUCUACCUGAGUGGUCAGCAUGGGUGAUCCUAGGUGCAAUCUCCAUCUAUGAUCUGAUGGCUGUUCUCUGUCCCAAGGGGCCACUGAGAAUGUUGGUAGAAACUGCACAGGAGAGAAAUGAGCCCAUUUUCCCUGCAUUAAUAUAUUCCUCUGCUAUGAUGUGGACAGUUGGAAUGGCAAAGCCAGACACAGCAGCAAGAGGAGCAAGUCAGCAGACAUGGGAUGCAGCUGAGGAUGGCAGAGAACAGCUCAGGAGCCCCUCUCAUGCAGAGUCUCAGAUGUCAGAGACAAGAGGUCCUGCUCCAACCCGCCCUGUCACUUUAGAGGAGCUCGAGGAGGAGGAAAGGGGUGUGAAGCUGGGCCUUGGAGACUUCAUAUUUUACAGCGUGCUUGUUGGGAAAGCAGCUGCCACAGCUAGUGGGGACUGGAAUACCACACUGGCCUGCUUUGUAGCCAUUCUCAUAGGUUUAUGCCUAACACUUUUACUACUGGCUGUUUUUAAGAAAGCACUGCCUGCUCUCCCCAUCUCCAUCACCUUUGGCUUGAUCUUCUACUUCUCAACAGACAACCUCGUGCGACCCUUCAUGGACACCCUGGCCUCCCACCAGCUGUACAUUUAGAAGAAGUGAGAGUUAGAGGAUUCUUUUUCAAGCUUUGCUGUGAAGUAUGGUACAAUGUUUGGAAUAGGUCAUAAAGUUUUUACACUUAGUGCCAUAUAUUUGUAAGGAAAACACUAAUUCCUUGAUAUGCCGUGUACUAAAAAUCCAAUAGUUACAUGUUGAACUGAGAUUUUUCACAGGACUCUUGGUGAAAAG
Messenger RNA from Melozone crissalis (California towhee), 1818 nucleotides. It is a transcript of the gene PSEN2, whose product is annotated as presenilin 2. Lineage: Eukaryota; Metazoa; Chordata; Aves; Passeriformes; Passerellidae. Gene Ontology annotation, molecular function: aspartic endopeptidase activity, intramembrane cleaving. The transcript has 12 exons. Gene Ontology annotation, biological process: membrane protein ectodomain proteolysis; negative regulation of apoptotic process; intracellular signal transduction. The record is from RefSeq and is a predicted model, not a curated record. Gene Ontology annotation, cellular component: Z disc; cell surface; perinuclear region of cytoplasm. The coding region runs from base 250 to 1623 and encodes 457 amino acids.